AAUACGAAUAAAAUCUGAGCUCUAUAUUUCCAAAAAAUUCGAUUGUAACUGUAACUAACCAAUUAUAUUAUCCUUUGCUGGGGAUAAGUUUGAAACCAGAACUCGAUAUUGACUGCGAGUUCCGAAAGGAGCAAAUUGGCAGAUUUCGAGCCAACACAGUCCGUGAUUAUUCCCGUGGCGGACCUGGAAUCGGAAGGGAUGGCAAACAACUCACUGAUUAUACUUUCAAAAUGAAAGGGACCCCAAAGAAAGAAGGAUUCUCAGAAUUUGCGGACAAAGAUCCAAAACGGCUGACAAUCGAGGACAACACCACGCAGGUCAAAAAUAAGAUCCAUAGCUCACCAAACUCCUACAAAGAUGACUUCUUUAACACAAAUUGCAAUUUUGUGCUCUACAAGGACUCGAACCCACCCGCAAAAGCUAAAGAUCGGGGCCUGGCCAAAGAAUCUUCAGACGAAAAGGCGUCUUCAACCGUCAAUAGUCCGAUUCUAGUAAAUCCAUUGACUGAAAUCAGACGUUUAGGACCUCCAGCAUUGACGAAAUAUAAAAAGAAAGUCAUUAAUUUUGAAAGAGAGUAUAAGAAAAACAAAAAAGGAAAGAAACAAAAGAAGGAAGGAAAUGUACAGGAACCAUUAAUAGAUCUGAACAAUAAGAACAAGAUCAGAGCGGAGCUUCAAAAGAGGUACUCCUAUGUGCCGAUUGUGAGAAUAAAGGUCCGCCCAAAAUUCUAUAAGGCCUUCAAAAGUCAUAGAAAAUGGCUAAGGGCCGAGCACAGACUCAAGCAAAUCGAGCAAACACAUUAUUGUACACCCAUUCAAAAUUGUUUUACUAAGACUUCGGAAGAGCAACGUUUCCAAAUGCGAAAAAUCUUGAAUGUUCGACCCCGAAAGAUCGUAAAACCAUAUUGCAUACCAAAAAUUGUGGUACCCAAGCCAGUUGAGGAAAGUGUAAAAAACACAGUUUCAAGCUGCUCGUUGAUCAACAAACCCAUCGAGGCAAUAGACCGGGGUCAGAGAUUGAAGAACCUUCUAAUGGAUAGCAAACGCCUAAGGAAUCAGGAAAAAUUGCACCAUCUGGUACUUCCCAAGGAUCCGGUAAAGGCAUUCUACUUACCCACUCUCGAGCGAAGAGAAAGUUUUAAAUCCAGUUUACAGCUCCUAGAUUCCCAAAAAAAAAGUGUGGAAAUAGAACAGAAAAUCGAUUUUGAAAGUGCCAGGACCUAUCACACCAGCACUUCAGGGUUAAGUAAUCCAAUGGGCGAGACUCCAUCAAGUACUAAUCUCAGUUCUCUCUCCACCUGCAGUUUGCCUGCAUCGCCGAAAGCUCCUUCCAUUUCCACCCAAUAUUACGAAGCCCAACAACCGGCGGAAACUUUGAAUUCCUGCAUGGGUGUACCCGAAAAACCUCAACUGAAAGUAUUAUUUGAAAGAAAAGGCACAGAAAUGCGUGGGAAAAAGAAAUUUGGCCUACGUUGUGGUGUACCAAAAGCAUUACCAAAAACAUUUUUAAGUAAACACCGAGAGCAGGUGAAAAGAACUCCUGCAGACGAUUUGGAAGUCCCGAAUGUGAAAUACUUACCUUUAAGAGGCGAUUUCAGGAGUUAUUUCGAGUUGGAUAGCGUUACCCUCCAGAUUCUCCAUUGGAUGGCCAGAAUGCGUUUUAAGGACGGCCAGAUCGAGGGCCAGAAGAGGAUUUGUAACUAUUUGGUGCACUUUUACAGGACGCGUUUGCUUCACGAUGGUCUGUUCCUCCAUUGGUUCGUCAACGAGGGCUUCUUUCCGGCUCACUAUCUAUUAGAGAAACUAUCCGCCGAAGAGCUGAAGGCCUUGACCAAUACCCAGCUAGACAAUGACAUAUUUAAGUAUAUAAAUCGCGUAAACAGGCCUGAUCAGGAGCAAAUACGCUUCACAUUCCAGAUGGCCCACCUGAUGGUGACGUCCUACUUUAGGGUGCUUUACCAUCGGGCCAUCUCCGAAAGUCGACCGUCAAAGGAGAGAUUUUUGCUCAGGUGUCGCUUUGCCGUUUCGAUGGUGGAACAUUAUCAGCAGGAGAGAGAUCGUCGGUUGUUCAAGGAUCGAAUCAAUUGCUUAAAACUUAUGGAUUGGGCCCUGCGUCACGAGUGUCGCGUCAAACAGCUCUUCGAUGAGCCCAUCAGCUAUGCCAAGGAGCGGGCCGGCCUAGAGAACAGUGUGGUGAUGCGGACGCCCAAUUUGCAGUCCUUGAAGGAGUUCUACCAUCGAGGCGUUCUGCCGCGACCCGAUGCUUUGGCCAUUAAUCCCAUGGCUUCGAGUAUCAGGCGUUAUCCCGAUAAAGAGCGAGUUCGACCCCUCGACUUUCGGUGUGCCAUUCAGGGUUGUCUCAGCGGCCUAAACUCGCAGACCCUAAUGGCCCACUUCCUCACUGACCACUGUCGCCGCAUGGAGGAGCUCUGGCUAACGGAUCGCAUGGUUUUGCUCUUCUAUCCAAGCUCCUACCCUCCCAUGCAGAUCUACUGCAUCUGUGUGAUCGCUUUGCUGGACAAGAUGCCAUGCAGCUUAAUGCCACAACCCAGGAUUAUUCUCAACGAAGAGUUGCCCUCGAAACUUCUCUAUUUCGCCGGACAUAUACCCUGUUUCUUGAUGUUCGCCCAGGUUGCCAGAAAGGAUGUUGAAGACCACGCAAAACGGAAGCUUUCACACGCGCCAAUAGCCGGUAAGGAUCCACUAGGUCCACUCGACGAGGAUCAUGCCACCAUAUUUGUCUUUUGGCUGGCCAUAGCCGACUUUGAUUAUUCGAAUGUCGGCUGUCGACUUUAUGUUUAUUGCCAGGAUCGCAGCGUCAGAGGCAGGUCCCUUUUGGACUUUAUGAAAAUGUCAGAAUUCAAGAGCGUGGCACAUAUGAUCACCAAUUAUCCGAAAAGCUAUCUGGCCAUAGAUUAUCCCACAAUGGUGUCGCUUACCAAGGAUUUCAAAGAGCUCGUCUUUAUCGAAGUGCGCUAUGACAAUAAGUUGGUUGACAAUUUAGAUGAUUCUGGCGAUGAGACCUUUGAUGUCUGAGCGCGGGAGGAUUGGUUCUAGAUUAAUAUUAUCUUUUAUAAUUUAAUUUAUAUGCCCAUUGCCUUUGCAUAUAAAUUUUGAUAUGCCUAAGUUUUACAAAUUGCUAUGUAAAUUUCAA
This is a messenger RNA of Drosophila gunungcola (fruit fly), 3153 nucleotides long. RefSeq lists its product as uncharacterized. The record is from RefSeq and is a predicted model, not a curated record. The transcript has 4 exons. The coding region runs from base 231 to 3035 and encodes 934 amino acids. NCBI's taxonomy places the organism in Eukaryota, Metazoa, Arthropoda, Insecta, Diptera, Drosophilidae.